Molecule: messenger RNA, 1372 nt
Organism: Paramormyrops kingsleyae
Lineage: Eukaryota; Metazoa; Chordata; Actinopteri; Osteoglossiformes; Mormyridae
Gene: tk2
Product: thymidine kinase 2
Biological process (GO): nucleobase-containing compound metabolic process
Cellular component (GO): cytoplasm; mitochondrion
Molecular function (GO): deoxynucleoside kinase activity; ATP binding
Source: RefSeq, a predicted model, not a curated record
UUCACCUGGAAGCAGUAUUUCGAUAGAGCGGAAACGAGGCGAGUCAUGUAACGUAAAAUGGUGUGAUCGAGACCGGCUCGGUGUCAACAGAGAUGUUUUUGGUUUCUGUCUUUGGCUUCUGUGCGACCCUUUCCCGCCCAUCAGCCGCAGGACUGACCAAAUUUCGCAGCCUUUAUAGCACUUGGAAGCAGCCACACAUAAGGAAACUGCUGCGGAUCGGCGAGGAGAAGAAGACCGUGAUUUGUAUUGAAGGAAACAUUGCCAGCGGGAAGACGACGUGUCUGGAAUAUUUCAGCAAAACUAGCAACCUGGAGGUAAACACUGAACCUGUUUCUAGAUGGAGGAAUGUAAAAGGACAUAAUCCAUUGGCUUUGAUGUACCAAGAUCCGAUGAGAUGGGGCAUCACCUUGCAGACUUACGUUCAGCUCACCAUGCUGGAGCAACACCUUUCUGCUGUGUCUGCUCCCAUGAAAAUGAUGGAGAGGUCCAUCUAUAGCGCCAAAUACAUCUUCGUGGAAAAUCUCUACAGAAGUGGGAAGAUGCCACAGGUGGACUUUGCUGUUCUGACUGAGUGGUUUGACUGGAUCACAAAAAAUAUCUACAUUCCAGUGGAUCUUAUUGUUUACCUGCAGACUUCUCCACAGACGUGUUUAGAAAGGAUAAAACAGAGAUGCAGAGAAGAGGAGAAAGUGAUUCCUUUGGAGUAUUUAGAGGCAAUUCAUCAAUUGUAUGAAGACUGGUUGAUUAACCAAACAUUGUUUCCUGUUCCUGCCCCUGUUCUUGUGAUUCCUGCAGAUCACAAUCUUCAGAAGAUGCUUCAUCAGUAUGAAGAGAACAGAGAAAAGAUUUUAAUUGAUAGCAAAUGACUGUCAACAGGGAAACUCUGCAGAUUUUGUCUCUCCCUGUUUCCCCUGCCUGCCCCUCCCUAUGACUGAAUGCUCGCUUUUGUUGGCAUCCUAGCGAUUGCUGUCUUUUGGGCAUCCCAGUCAUGCUGUCGUAAGUGUGCUUUCACCACGGAGGGCAUUUCCUUAUGCCAUGACACGUUUCCUGCUGAAAGCAAAGAGGUGGUCCAUCCUUUUUUUUUUUUUUUUUUUUUUGCUCUACCAGUCUUACUCAUUCUGUAAAAAUUACUUCAGUUAAUUCCCCUCCUGUUUUUACAAUAAUUCACUAACACUGGUGCUUACUCAGAAACUGGUCCCGUUAGACAAGACUGUUGACUAAUUAGUGUACAUUCCAUAUUUACUGUACAAAUUAGAGCUUAAACAUAUUCCAAGGGGACUAAAAUGGGCAUUUCACCCUUUUCAUUCUGCUAGCCAGUUUGUUGUAGAAAUGUUGUCAAACGUCUACAUUACAAUUUCAUGAACUGACUGGG